This is a messenger RNA of Trichophyton benhamiae CBS 112371, 963 nucleotides long. RefSeq lists its product as uncharacterized. Gene Ontology annotation, molecular function: oxidoreductase activity. The transcript has a single exon. The record is from RefSeq and is a predicted model, not a curated record. NCBI's taxonomy places the organism in Eukaryota, Fungi, Ascomycota, Eurotiomycetes, Onygenales, Arthrodermataceae. The coding region runs from base 1 to 963 and encodes 320 amino acids.
AUGCAUGCUAUUACAAUUACAAGCGAGGAUGGCAAGUUCGGGAAGCCUGGGCAAGUCUAUUACCCACUCUCUCUCCGUUCGGUCCCAAUUCCAACUCCAAAAGGGACUGAACUGCUCAUCAAACUCACCGCAGCCUCACUUAACCAUCGGGACCUCUUUAUACGAAAACACUUAUACCCAGGGACCUGUUUCGAAACGGUCCUACUAAGUGAUGGAGUUGGUAUUGUGGCUUCGACAGGACCGGAUGUGCCCCAUGCUCAAUCCUGGGUGAACAAGCGGGUUAUUCUGAACCCUGCCACCGGCUGGAAAGAUGCCCCCGAUGGGCCCGAGAGCGCCACUGGAUUCAGAAUCAUGGGAGGCACAAGCCUGUAUGACAAGGGAACCUUACAGGAAUACAUCACCCUGGACAUGAGUGAGGUCGAGGAGGCGCCGGAGCAUCUGUCUGAUGCUGAAGCGGCGGCUCUGCCGUUGACCGGGUUGACUGCUUGGAGAGCACUCGUGACCAAAGCUGGUGAAGCUAACUCCAGCACCGGAGCUGCCAUCUUGGUUACCGGUAUUGGUGGAGGUGUGGCGCUGAUGGCCUUGCGCUUUGCGGCGGCAAGGGGAGCGGAUGUAUAUGUCACAAGUUCUAGCGAGGAGAAGAUUAAGCAGGCUGUCGAGCUCGGAGCUCGCGGUGGAGUGAACUACAAAGAGACGGGAUGGGAAAAGAAGCUGAUGAGCAUGUUGCCAAACGGGAAGACUAAAUUUGACGCUAUUAUCGACGGUGCGGGCGGAGAGGUCGUUGAAAAGGGGGUGAAGUUGCUUAAGGUACGUCGUUUUUUCUUGUUAUAUGCCCACUUUAAGCUAUGGGUAUUUCCGAGCCCACACCUCCUCGUUCUGCCUUGCCGGGCUUGUGAGGUGAAAACACACCUUCUCUCCUAUUUACCGCCAUGUUCUCUUUCUAUAUAUUGUGGCUUGAUAUGA